GGCCGAGCGCGGCCGGACCAGGGCUGUCCCCGGCCGGACCCGGUGUUGCUCGGCCCCCACCGACCUCGGGCCGGCCCCCACCCCCUCUGCACCGCGAGGCCGGCCUUCAGCCUCCUCCCCGCCCCCCUCCCCGGAGAGGGGGUGGCCCGAAACCAACUUCUGCUCGGGAACUCCGUUCUGCCCCUUUCUUGGCCCAGGGCGACCUCUGCAGCCCUGACAGCGACAGGCUUGCCGCGCUGUGCCCAUAAAGGCCCCUCGGGUGGCCGGGCGCCUCCCCGGCUCUUUCUGGAUGGAGGCGCCCCAGGAAGGAGCCGGCUGACGCUUCGGCCUUCGCUGUCCAGCCGCGGCUGACCAUGGGCACACGUCCCCCAGUGCACAGGCCGCGGUGAGGAGAAGGAGAUGCUGCGCCAGCUGGCUCCCCGGGAUCUUGGUCUGAACGCUAGGAUGGAGCUGGGCCCGGCGACGGAGACCUGCGUGCUGGAGCCUCGGUGUCUCCAAGAUGGGGGCCUGGGGCCUGGUGCCGUCUCAGGGGGCUGCGGUGGGAGUAAGAGUCAGGAGGAGGAAGAGGCUCAGGAGAACCGCAGCCCACGGCGGCCAACAAGCUCAGCCCCAACAGGGCCCAAUGAAAUGGCCGAGGAAGCACAGCAGGGGCGGCCAGAGUCACAACCGCAGCAAUCAGGACAGCGACCGGAGCUGCGGCAAGAGCUGCGGCACCAACAGUUACAGGAGCCGAAGCAGCAGGAGCAACAGUUACAGCAGCACCUGCAGCAGCAGCAGCGACCAGAAGAAUUGUUACAACAGCAGCAGGAACAGUUACAGCAGCAGCUGCAGCAGCAGGAACAGUUGCAGCAGCAUCAGGAACAGUUGCAGCAGCAGCUGCAGCAUCAGGAACAGUUGCAGCAGCAGCACCUGCAGCAGCAGCAGGAAAUGUUACAGCAGCCCCAGCAGAAACAGUUGCAGCAGCAGGAACAGUUGCAGCAACAGCACCUGCAGCAGCAGCAGCAGCAGCAGGAACAGUUGCUGCAGCAGCACCUGCAGCUGCAGCAACAGGAACAGUUGCAGCAGCAGCACCUGCAGCUGCAGCAGCAGGAACAGUUGCAGCAGCAGCAGCACCUGCAGGAGCAGCAGGAGCAGUUACAGCAGCAGCACCUGCAGCAGCAGCAGGAGCAGUUACAGCAGCAGCACCUGCAGCAGCAGCACCUGCAGCAGCAGCACCUGCAGCAGCAGCAGCAGGAACAGUUGCAGCAGCAGCACCUGCAGCUGCAACAGCAGGAACUGUUACAACAGCAGCUGUUGCAGCAGCAACAGUUAGAGCUGCAGCAGCAGGUACAGUUGCAGCAGCAGCAGCAGCAGCCGCCUCCUCCGCUGGAGCCAGAGGAGGAAGAAGAGGUAGAGCUGGAGCUCAUGCCAGUUGACCUGGGGUCAGAGCAGGAACUGGAGCGGCAGCGGCAGGAGCUGGAGCGGCAGCAGGAGCUGGAAAGGCAACAGGAACAGCGGCAGCUGCAGCUCAAACUUCAGGAGGAGCUGCAGCAGCUGGAGCAGCAGCUGGAGCAGCAGCAGCAGCAGCAGCUGGAGCGGCAGCAGCUGGAGGAGCAGCAGGAGGUGCGGCUGGAGCUGACGCCGGUGGAGCUGGGGGCCCAGCAGCAGGAGGUGCAGCUGGAGCUGACCCCCGUGCAGCCGGAGCUGCAACUGGAGCUGGUGCCCGCCGCUGGGGGCGGCGGUCCCUCGGCCCCGGGGGCUCCAGCCGCCGUCGUGGUGGCGCCCCCGGGCUACGUGGUACUGCAGGAGCUCAUGGUUCUGCCGGCUGUGGCCACGCCCACUGUGGUGGCCAUCCCCGGCCCAGCGGGCAGCGCAGCCCUGACUCCGGCUCGGAACAGGAGGCGCUGGAGGGCAAGGAGUCGGCCCUUCCCGUGCCCGGACUGCGGCAAGCGCUUCGUCUACAAGUCGCACCUGGUCACGCACCGGCGCAUCCACACGGGCGAGCGGCCCUACCGCUGCGCCUUCUGCGGGGCGGGCUUCGGGCGCCGCUCCUACCUGGUCACGCACCAGCGCACGCACACCGGCGAGCGGCCCUACCCGUGCCCGCACUGCGGCCGCAGCUUCAGCCAGAGCUCGGCGCUCGCCCGGCACCAGAGGACUCACACGGGGGAGAAACCCUAUGAGUGUAAGGAAUGUGGGAAAUCUUUCUGUGUGAAAUCGAACUUAACUAAACACCAGAAAACACAUACUGGGGAGAAACCUUUCAAAUGCAAUGAGUGUGGGAAAACUUUCUUACAGAAGUCACAGUUUGCUGACCAUCAGAGAACACACACAGGGGAGAGACCCUGGAAGAAACCCUAUGAGUGUAAAGAAUGUGGGAAAACCUUCUGUGUGAAGUCAAACCUCACUAAACAUCAGAAAAUUCACACUGGUUUGAAACCUUAUGAAUGUAAUGAGUGUGGCAAAGCCUUCUCCAUGAAUUCCAUCCUAAUAGUGCAUCAAAGAACCCACUCAGGGGAGAAACCCUAUGGAUGCAAUGAAUGUGAGAAGUCUUUCUAUAAAAAAUCAGCCCUCACCAAACAUCAGAAGACUCACACAGGAGAGAAACCACAUGAGUGUGAUGAAUGUGGGAAGGCCUUUCAUAUGAAGUCAACCCUUAUCAUACAUCAGAGAACUCAUACUGGAGAGAAGCCCUUUAAGUGUAACGAAUGUGAGAAGUCAUUCUAUGUGAAGUCACUUCUUAACAUUCAUCUGAGAAAUCACACAGGAAAGAAACCCCAUGUAUGUAGUGAAUGUGGGAAAGCAUUUUCCAUGAAGUCCAAUCUCACCGAUCAUCAGAGGACACAUUCGGAAGAGAAACCCUAUGAAUGUAACGAAUGUCAGAAGACCUUUUGGCAUAAAUCAACUUUAACUGUACACCAGAGAACUCACACAGGCGAGAAACCCUAUAAAUGUAAUGAGUGUGGGAAAUUCUUCUAUAUGAAGUCAGCCCUCAGUCAACACCAGAGAAUACACACAGGGGAAAAACCUUAUGAAUGUAAAGAAUGUGGGAAAACCUUCUUCCAGAAGUCACACCUCACUAAACAUCAGCGAACACACCCAGGGGAGAAACCCUUUGAAUGUAAGGAAUGUAAAAAAACCUUCUUCCAGAAGUCACACCUCAUUGAACACCAGAGAACACACACUGGGGAGAAGCCCCAUGAAUGUAACAAAUGUGGGAAAUCCUUCUGUUAUAAGUCAGCCUUAACCAUACAUCAGAGAACUCACACAGAAGAGAAACCUUACAAAUGCAACGAAUGUGAGAAAUCUUUCUGUAUGAAAUCACACCUCACUGUCCAUCAGAGAACUCACACAGGGAAGAACCCCUUUGAAUGUAGGGAAUAUGGGAAAACUUUUUAUGUGAAGUCAAACCUCAUUAAUCAUGAGAGAACUCACACAGGGGAGAAGCCCUAUGAAUGUAAGCCAGGUGGGAAGUCCUUCUGUAUGAAGUCGACACUCACAGUUCCCCAGUGCACACACACAGGGGAGAAGCCCUAUGAAUGUAGCAAAUGUGGCAAGUCCUUCUGCAGGAAGUUGACUCUCACAAAACCUCAGGUAAUUCACACAAGAGAGAUACCCUAAGAUGCAAUAGAUAUGGAAAAUCCUCCUGAAUGAAGUCAAGUUUUGUGACACGAAGAAAACCCAUGAGAGAAACCUUAUGACUGUAAUAACAGGGAGAUCUCCUCCUCCUCAGGAAAGUCAGUCUUUAAUCAGCAUCAGAAGACAGUGAGGAAGGGGUUGGUGGGCUCUCUGGAAUGAAUGUUGGGGAAGUAUCAGUGUCAUACUGUACUAAAUAUCAGAGAACUUACAUGGAGAGAGAGAGAG
Molecule: messenger RNA, 3843 nt
Organism: Suricata suricatta (meerkat)
Lineage: Eukaryota; Metazoa; Chordata; Mammalia; Carnivora; Herpestidae
Gene: ZNF853
Product: zinc finger protein 853
Exons: 9
Coding region: 400-3600 (1066 amino acids)
Biological process (GO): regulation of transcription by RNA polymerase II
Molecular function (GO): RNA polymerase II cis-regulatory region sequence-specific DNA binding; DNA-binding transcription factor activity
Source: RefSeq, a predicted model, not a curated record